Rasamsonia emersonii CBS 393.64 is the source of this 1851-nucleotide messenger RNA. RefSeq lists its product as uncharacterized. Bases 1 to 1851 code for a protein of 616 amino acids. Gene Ontology annotation, biological process: intracellular polyamine homeostasis; transmembrane transport. The record is from RefSeq and is a predicted model, not a curated record. Gene Ontology annotation, molecular function: polyamine transmembrane transporter activity. Lineage: Eukaryota; Fungi; Ascomycota; Eurotiomycetes; Eurotiales; Trichocomaceae. The transcript has 5 exons.
AUGAAUCUGGUAGUCGUCGUAGGAAUACUAUCAUGGCCAGGCUCCAAAAUAAUUAAAAAAAAAACCAGGAAAACAUCUGGAUCGCCGGCCAUCGCAUCGCCAGGCUACCUAGAGGAGAGGUUGUCCGAAGCUACGGGUGCAACGUCAGCACAUCGUCGGCAUUGUGUCCCGCGGUCAAGACUUAGCCUCGCAGCUCGAACUAGACACCAACCUCGACCUACGCAGCCCGGUGAGAUGGCGCCGGACUUGGAGAAGGGAGAAGGCGCCGGCACGGGCAACAACACCGCCAAUGCCGUGCUGGAUGAGAAAAAAAAGCCAGAUGUCGACCCUCAGCAGCAGGACGCGUCCGAGGUCAGCUCCAAGGAACAGAAGCAAGGGGACCAAGCAAAUAAUGGUCUUGCCAAACAAACGUCCAAAACCGAGGCGGAAUCUCGAACCCUACAGAAGGUCCCGAGAUCGCAGCGUCGAGGUCUCUUUGCGAGCCUCGCCAUCAUUCCCGAGGUUACCAAUCCGCAUAACUACGGUAAUGUAACUAAAUGGUGGAUGACGAUUAUUGUCAGCUUUGCCGCCAUCACCUCAUCGACCGGCUCUUCCAUCUUCUAUCCUGCUCUGGCCGAGGUUGCCGUUGAUCUCAAGACUACGCCCACCGUAACCAACCUAUCGCUAGCCUUCUACAUGCUCGCAAUGGCCUUUACUCCGCUGUGGUGGUCUUCUUUCUCGGAGAAACACGGACGGCGGACAGUCUAUCUCUGGUCCUUCUUGCUCUUCCUGAUCUUCUCGUGCCUGAGUGCGGUCAGCGUCAACAUCGCCAUGCUCAUCAUCUUCCGUGUUCUGAGUGGAGGGGCAGCGGCGUCGGUCCAGGCCGUCGGCGCGGGCACCGUCUCCGACAUCUGGGAGCCCAAAGUCAGAGGUCGCGCCAUGGGGGUAUUCUAUCUGGGGCCUCUCUGUGGACCCGGACUGGCGCCAAUCAUUGGAGGAGCUCUGACGCAAGGGUUUGGCUGGCGAAGCACGCUGUGGUUCCUGACCAUCUUCGGCGGGGUCUUGCUGAUCCUGAUCCUCCUGUGCCUCCCCGAAACGGUGGCCAGGCGCGACUCUCCGCCGGCGCCGCCCGCCGAGACGAGCAAGGCCGUCGAAUUCGUCAAACGCAUCGUCAACCCCUUCAAGGUGCUGGCCAUGCUGCGCCACCCGCCAAUCAUCGUGGCGCUGUGGUCGGCGGCGAUCUCGUUCGGGUCAAUGUUCGUGCUCAACGUGUCGAUCCAGGCCGAAUUCGCCAAGCCUCCGUACAACUUCACGGUGAUGCAGGUGGGACUGCUCUAUCUGGCGCCCACGCUGGGGUCGGCGGUGUCGUCGCUGCUGGGCGGGCGGUGGAUCGACUACAUCAUGGCGCGCGAGGCGCGCAAGGCCGGCCGGUACGACGAAAACGGCAAGCUCAAGUACCUGCCCGAGGAUCGCAUGAAGGAGAACAUCUGGCUGGCGGCGUCGCUGUACCCGGCGGGCUUGAUAUGGUAUGGCUGGACGGUUGACAAGGGACUGCACUGGGCGGUGCCCUGCGCCGCCUCCCUUGUCUUUGGCCUCGGUGUGAUGCUAGUCAUGGGCACCGUUACCACCAUGCUGACCGAGUUCACGCCCAGGCGGUCCUCGAGCGGCGUCGCCCUCAACAACUUUGUGCGCAACAUCCUCUCGUGCACCGGCGCGGUCAUCACCCAGCCGCUCAUCGACGGCAUCGGCGCCGGCUGGAUGUGCACCAUUGUCGGCCUGUUCGCUUUGGUGACAGGGAACGCGGCUGUAUUGGCCCUAAAGACCUGGGGUCCACAGUGGCGCGUGACGAUGGACAAGAAGUUGAAUAGUUGA